UACACAAAUUGGAUUAUUACCGAUUAAAGGCUGAAGGCUAUAGCCCCAAGAAUUGGAUCCUUCACCGGCAGAUGAAGAUGAACCCAAUGAAGUUAAAGGAACACUGUCUUCUGAGUUCAUCGGUGCAAAAACGCAGCAUUUAAAUCAUCAACGGCGAAGCUCUCCUUUGUGAACAAUGAAGCUUCAGAUUUUCACCCAACUAAACCACUCUCAAAAAUCCGCUUUCGCCGUGGUUUUCGUCAUUCUCUUGCCAGUUUUCUUUCCCGAUCUUUUCCAACCUCUUGGUCGUGCCUCACCUUCUAUGUUCUCUGAGUGGAUUGCUCCGAGGCCUAUGCACGUAGAUUUGCUAGAGGGUGCUUUGCAACGCCAAACUUCUGUUGAACUUCAAACUAGACUCUGGUCUUCCCUGGCCUUCCAAGGAUGGAAACCCUGUACCGAGCGUCCGAAACCACCUUCACUACCUGAAAAGUCAAGCGGUUAUAUCCAGGUUUUCCUUGAUGGAGGGUUGAACCAGCAGAAGAUGGGGAUAUGUGAUGCUGUUGCUGUUGCUAAGAUUUUGAAUGCAACGUUGGUUGUCCCACAUUUUGAAGUGAACCCUGUCUGGCAAGAUUCAAGUUCAUUUGAAGAUAUAUUUGACUUGGAUCACUUUAUUGAUGCCCUCCGUGAUGAAGUCUCCAUAGUGAAGGAACCUCCCAGUGACUAUUCUUGGAGCACAAGAGAGUACUAUGCCACAGGCAUAAGAGCGACUAGAAUUAAAACUGCACCCAUUCAUGCUACUGCUGAUUGGUACAUAGAAAAUGUCUUGCCUGUACUUCGGAGUUAUGGAAUUGCUGCUAUUGCACCAUUUUCUCAUCGCUUGACAUUCAACAACCUGCCAUCAGACAUUCAGCGCCUCCGUUGCAAGGUCAACUUUGAAGCACUGAUCUUUGUUCCACAUAUCAAGGAAUUAGGAGAUGCCAUUAUUCAUCGUCUGCGCCACACUUCUGUUGUGAACCAAGCUGAAGUGAAAGACUUUCCACUGGAGGAAACUGGCAUGGUUGGAAAACUGCAAACUGGAAAGUUUGUUGUGUUGCAUCUGCGUUUUGACAAAGAUAUGGCUGCUCAUUCAGCCUGUGAUUUUGGUGGGGGUAAAGCUGAGAAGCUUGCUCUAGCAAAGUACCGGCAGGUGCUUUGGCAGGGAAGGGUAUUAAACUCUCAAUUCACCGAUGAAGAGUUGAGAAGUCAGGGGCGCUGCCCACUGACUCCUGAAGAAAUUGGAUUGCUCCUGGCAGCUUUGGGUUUCAAUAAUAGAACACGGCUUUAUCUUGCUUCCCACAAGGUUUAUGGUGGAGAAGCUAGGCUAGCAACCUUAAGCAAGUUAUUUCCUCUUAUGGAAGAUAAGAAGAGCUUAGCCUCCACAGAGGAACUGGCCAAAGUUAAAGGAAAGGCAUCAAUGUUAGCUUCUGUUGAUUACUACGUGAGCAUGCACAGUGACAUCUUCAUUUCUGCUUCUCCAGGCAAUAUGCACAAUGCUCUGGUGGCGCAUCGUGCUUAUAUGAAUCUGAAGACUAUCAGACCAAGCAUGGGAUUGUUGGGGCAUCUAUUUCAGAAUAAAAGCAUAAGCUGGACAGAAUUUCAAGGUGCAGUUCUUAAUGGACAUAAGAACAGACAAGGGCAAAUAAGAUUAAGGAAGGAGAAGCAAUCAAUUUAUACGUAUCCUGCUCCUGAUUGCAUGUGUAGAGCUUAAUGUAAACAAGUUUUGGCAGUUAUAAAUUGAUCUUUAACUUUAUUACAAAUUUUCCAUAUUUAGUUUCUGCAAAA
Molecule: messenger RNA, 1800 nt
Organism: Vigna angularis (adzuki bean)
Lineage: Eukaryota; Viridiplantae; Streptophyta; Magnoliopsida; Fabales; Fabaceae
Product: O-fucosyltransferase 31
Exons: 10
Coding region: 176-1726 (516 amino acids)
Source: RefSeq, a predicted model, not a curated record